This is a messenger RNA of Durusdinium trenchii, 759 nucleotides long. The record is from the annotation of a GenBank genome assembly. NCBI's taxonomy places the organism in Eukaryota, Dinophyceae, Suessiales, Symbiodiniaceae.
AUGAUGCGCCUCCUCCGGCUCACGCGUGUGGCACGGAUUGCUCGGCUCUUGCGUUGCUUGGUGUGUGCAAUGGCAUGUUGCAGCUGGAAACGAGACUUUCGGGUGGACAGAGGAACGGCUUUCUGCCAGAAGUUUGUGGCUCAGACACAUGUGAAGACACAUGCAAGCCGUGCCACCCAGGUCUUUGCUAUUGCUUUCACGCAAGUGGCUGUGGACACAGACGCCGGUAAGGAAUAUUUUCACACUUUACCAGCUGCCAUGUUCAGUUUGGUGUUUUAUGGCUGCUUCAACAACAACAUGGUUGAGAUGGCGCGCCUGUGCUUUCAGGACGAUUUGGUGGUCAGCUUUCUCUUUGCGGGCUUUUUGCUGAUCGCACCGCUCACAGUGAUGAACCUUCUUCUCGGCGUAUUGGUUGAGGUGGUCCGCGUGGUGGCCACGGCUGAGCAGGAGGGUCGUGUGGUGCCGGAUGCUGAGACUUGUGCUCAUCAUGGGCGCAUGGCGCUGGACUUGUUGUAUGAAAACGAGGUCGGCGUUGACCUCGUCGCACUGGUGAAGGAUCCAAACAUCAUUUUUGAUGGUGAGCCCUACAUGGCUUUCCAGGAUUUCUUGGAUGAGAUCCUACUCCUUCGUGGCUCAAACUCCGCCACGGUCAAGGACACCGAGAAAACCUCCAGUUGGGCACUUCCAACAGGGAACUUCACCGUGUCUGGAACAUUUGCGUUGAGAGGCCCUAUUCUCCACCUAGGUGGAAACACGUGA